AUGGAGUGUUACAAGGAAGUGGAGAAAAACUCCAAGAUGAAAUCUUUUUCGAACCAAUCCAUUAUGUUGGCCGCGCUAGACCAAGGCGGCCGCGAGCUUUCUCAAGAGGCUCUAGAGGCUUACGAAUUCCUUUCCAGUGUUGUAGAUGACUUGAACGAGCAGAACGAGGAGUUGGAGGAGGAGUACGAGAAAUUGUCGCAAAAGAAGUCCCGGAAGGGUACUCUGAAUGCCGUUGAGGAGAGAAAGCAAGAGGUGGAGAAUUUCAAACUACGCAAUGAGCAACACGUUGAAGAAAUCGAGACGAUCAUGAGCUACUUGAAAACCAGAAAAGUCUCUGUUGAUCUGGUGCUAGCCAUCCAGGAAGACUUGAGGUUCUAUGUGGAGUCAAAUCAAGACCCAGACUUUGUAGAUGAUGACACCUUGUACGAUGAUCUCAAGCGAGAAGCAAGGGAGAACCACGAAAAAAAUGCAUUGGUUGCUGUUGCCGAAGACUCCGACAUGACGGGCCAUGAAAGUGGCUCGACUACUCUCGUCAACGGCGAUGCCUCUGCUUCUCCAGAUCCUUUGCAAAAUGACUCGGCGUCGCAUAUUCACGAGAAAAGUCAUUCUAAAUUCAAUUCUCCCAGCCCAUCCGCUGCUGUGUCUGAUGCAUCUUCGAAGAAUACAUCAGGUGGUGCUUUCUCUCUAUCACAGGCGCAUUUGCACCUGUCACCCAAGGACAAAUUUCCAGGUAGAAUCGAUACUAGCGACAUCUCAAGUCCAGGUUUUAUCACGAACUUGAAACCCGCAGCAACUCCCACAAAGCCUGUGGGUGCCCUCAAAUGGUCUCUUGCAGCUGCAGGCGCCUCUCAAAGCCAGGAUGGUACCAAUGGGUCUAGUCACGAAACUUUUGGUAAGGCUGCGGAUGCGGUUCCAAGCAACGUUCAACUGUUGUCAACUCCUGUCAUUCACUCUGAAUCUAAUGGAUCUGCCCCAGUGCCCGAGCAUCUCAAUAACAGUGAAAAUGUUGCUUCGCUGGAAUUGCUUUCACUUCUCACCAAGAACGACAAGUACUCUGCUCAUUUGGAAGUGUUGAAGAACUCGAAUUUACUGCCAGUUGAAAAUGAGUUGUUCAGCGAUGUUGAGCUUCUCGAGGUCCCAGCAGGUAUUCAAGAGUUCACCUUGGCUUACACUUCAACUAACAAAGCAACCGAGAACUCAAAGCUUCUUCGAUGUCCCUCAGUCUACACUCCCUAUGCCACUUUCAUUGACAGACCGGACUAUUCAGUUUCCAAGCAAUCAUUAUGGAAGCCCGUGGCUUUGUUAAGUAAGCUUAGCAACUAUUGGCAAAUCAUCCGCACAAACAAUAAAUUCGAACAGUAUGUCAAUGAUCUCGAGAUUUAUAGCGAGAAAGCACCUGUUGAGGCUAUGAACGCUCUUAAUGAGCUGACGAUGGUUUUGUUCUAUGGUCUUUAUUAUGGUCUACUUCCUUUGGAAAAUAUUAUCGCUGAAUCCUAUCUCUUCAAACUAGGAUGGAAGCCUUAUUUUAUGGAACUAGAAUCUCCGAAAGUUUCUCAAGGCGGUAGAAAACAGCCGAGAACCCAAUGUUGGCUCAAAAAACUCGGACCAACCACUACCACCAUAGAAGGCGGAGUUCAAUGCGAAGUGGGAGACUUCAGAGCCUUUGAUGCCAGAACAUGGGAAAUCCAUGUGAAGACCGCUUUUAGAUUUGACCCACGCUUAAGUCAGCCGAUGCCUAGCCGAACCUUACUAUGA
Australozyma saopauloensis is the source of this 1755-nucleotide messenger RNA. RefSeq names its product CCR4-NOT core subunit (gene NOT3). The record is from RefSeq and is a predicted model, not a curated record. Gene Ontology annotation, cellular component: P-body; nucleus; CCR4-NOT core complex. Gene Ontology annotation, biological process: nuclear-transcribed mRNA poly(A) tail shortening; regulation of DNA-templated transcription. The transcript has a single exon. NCBI's taxonomy places the organism in Eukaryota, Fungi, Ascomycota, Pichiomycetes, Serinales, Metschnikowiaceae. The coding region runs from base 1 to 1755 and encodes 584 amino acids.